CCGGACGGACACCUCCCUCCGCAGGCGGCGGCGCUCCCCGACUGAAGGGGCUGGGGGCUGCGUCUUCCCCCGCCCCGCCGCGCCUCAGCGGGACCGGAGGCGGCCGCCGGCUGAACCCGGGCCGAGGGGCUCGGGGGCAUCUUCCCGCCGCUCUCCGACCCCGUGGCGCCUCCUCUCCGCUCGGAGAAGAGUGGGGCGGCGGUGCCCCCUCCCCGGGCAGAGCCUGCGGGCCGCGCCCUGCCGCCGCCGCCACCCCUCCCCCCGGCCGGCCGGCCUCCCCGGCCCGCACUCCGUCUCCCCUCCCUCCGCAGCGUCGCCCAGCCGAGCCGGGAGAAGGGGAAUGGGCGGUCCCGGCCCUUAGCCCCCGGCUGCGGCUGCUGCUCCUCCUCCCGGGUCCCAGCGUCUCGGUGGCCUCCGCCCGAUGCUGGCGGAGCUGCCUGGGGUCUCGGCGGCGUCGUGAGCGCUCCUGCCGUCCCACAGCCGCCAUGUCCGGCGUGGUGCGCACCCUGAGCCGCUGCCUGCUGCCGGCCGAGGCCACGGGCCGCGCCGGGGAGCAGCCGCGGCGGGAGGGCAAGGAGCGGAGCCGCGAUGCGGAGAGAGAGGCGCGGCGGCGGAGCCGGGAGAUCGACGCGAUGCUGGCCCGGGAGAGGCGGGCCGUGCGCCGCCUGGUCAAGAUCCUGCUGCUGGGCGCCGGAGAGAGCGGCAAGUCCACCUUCCUCAAGCAGAUGCGGAUCAUUCACGGCCGUGAGUUCGACCAGAAGGCGCUGCUGGAGUUCCGGGCCACCAUCUACGAGAAUAUCCUCAAGGGCUGCAGGGUUCUGGUUGAUGCACGGGACAAGCUGGGGAUCCCUUGGCAGUACACCGAGAAUGAGAAGCAUGGAAUGUUUUUGAUGGCUUUUGAAAACAAAGCUGGAAUGCCCAUAGAGCCUUCCACCUUCCAGCUAUACGUACCUGCACUGGGUGCUCUGUGGAGGGAUUCAGGAAUCAAGGAAGCCUUCAGCCGUCGGAGCGAGUAUCAGCUGGGUGAAUCAGUGAAAUACUUCCUGGAUAACCUGGAUCGAAUUGGUCAGCUGAAUUAUUUCCCCAGCAAACAAGAUAUCUUGCUGGCUAGAAAAGCCACCAAGGGGAUUGUAGAGCAUGAUUUCAUCAUUAAAAAAAUACCUUUCAAGAUGGUGGAUGUAGGUGGACAGAGAUCUCAGCGUCAAAAGUGGUUCCAGUGCUUUGAUGGAAUAACUUCAAUUUUAUUUAUGGUCUCCUCCAGUGAAUAUGAUCAGGUUCUCAUGGAAGACAGGCGCACAAAUAGACUUGUGGAGUCCAUGAAUAUCUUUGAGACAAUAGUCAAUAACAAGCUUUUCUUUAAUGUUUCUAUUAUCCUAUUCCUCAACAAGAUGGAUCUUCUUGUAGAGAAGGUAAAGACUGUCAGCAUUAAGAAGUAUUUCUCGGACUUCAAAGGCGACCCCCACAGGCUAGAAGACGUCCAACGUUACCUGGUGCAGUGCUUUGACAGAAAGAGGAGGAACCGUAGUAAGCCGCUCUUCCACCACUUCACCACUGCCAUAGACACUGAGAACAUCCGCUUCGUGUUUCAUGCUGUGAAGGACACGAUCCUUCAAGAGAAUCUGAAGGAUAUAAUGUUGCAGUGAAGGAGAGCAGCCCAUGGCCUGUUAAAAUUUGCCAGAAGGUUAGAUCAAAGUUUUUAUCCUUUCUUUAUGGCCCUUGCAUGUGGUAUAGGACCCAUGCUAAUUACUUGGCUCAGGAAUGAGGUAAACUAGCCAGUCCAAACAAAGGAGCUGUAGGCCGAAGGAGUCAAAUGUUGAUGUUAGCUACUGAAUCAUUUGGACUAGAAACACUACUGAAACACGGCCGUUGUAGGUUCUGUACCUAGUUUGGAACGCUGAAUAACACAACCACCUUCUGCCUUCUUAGAAAAAAGAAAUCUCUGGCAAGCUAUGUAUGAAAGACACAUCGUUUUGAAUGAAAUGCUCAUUUUUCAGAGACACUAGUUGUACAAACUGCCUUUUUUUUUUUUGUAGCUUGAAGGUGCUGAAUCGAUCAAACUUACCUAAAUGCAAUGAGAUUGGCAGCUGUAUUGUUAAUGGAAGUUCCGUUCUUAACCAUUAGGAAUACAACCAGAUUGUGUGUGCACGUUCAGCUUUGCCGAGGGCCUGGAAUCCACUGACCAAGGUGGAUACACAGCUCUUGUCUGAAAGUUUUGUAUGAGUCUCCUGAGGCAAAAGUCUAAAACUGUACAAAGAAACCUGUGUUGGAGUAAGCUGGACGGGAAGUUAAGGCCUCACUGAAAUGGAGAAGGGUUUAUUUUGCACUAUGUGAAGGGUAUUACAUCAUGGGAAAACUGAUUUCCUUGGUGAAGCAGCCUGUGCUAGAGCAUCCAACCACGUAUCUGCAUGGUGGGUGCUUGAGUGAGACGUACUGUGUGGAAAUUCAGCACUGUCCUCAAGCCACACUUGGCAAUGUUUGUGAAGGUUCAGUAUCUCUCGGGACAGGGCUUUAUCUAUGCUCAAAAGUUUGAAAGCUGAUUAAACUCUUAAGCAAAGGUUUUGGUAGUACAGCAGCUGCUUGAUUAGUUCCCACCAACUGACCUUACAAGAAGACUGAACACCCUAGAGAUCCUAGUUUUACAGCUGCACUGAUGUAUUUGGACAGCAAGACUUUGCUGUAAAAUUAGCCUUUAAUUUGUGUCUUAAUGGGAUCUUUAGCCUGUAGUGUAACGCACGUGUAAUUCUGAGUGCAGUGAAGUUGGGAGCUGCCCAUUUGAGGCAAUAGGUUCAUGUGUAAAAUUGCAAGAGGCUAUGAAUAAUGUUGAUAUGAACUGUUAAAAUUCCUAGCUCUCUCAAAUCUGUGUAACUAACUGCCAGGUGCCUUUUUUGUGUACAGAAAUAUCGGAUCUUUUCUACCACAGUGGGGUACGUGGGCAAACUGAAGAUCUGCCUUUGAUAUCAACAUUGUAGUGUUCUCCUUUAGGUAAUCCUCAGACAUAGUUUACUGUGCAAUUUUUGUCAUAGUUUUUAUCCAAGAAUAAAACCUGAAGGGCUGUUUGUACCCAUAAAAACUUA
Molecule: messenger RNA, 3074 nt
Organism: Colius striatus (speckled mousebird)
Lineage: Eukaryota; Metazoa; Chordata; Aves; Coliiformes; Coliidae
Gene: GNA12
Product: G protein subunit alpha 12
Exons: 4
Coding region: 486-1643 (385 amino acids)
Biological process (GO): Rho protein signal transduction; adenylate cyclase-modulating G protein-coupled receptor signaling pathway
Cellular component (GO): heterotrimeric G-protein complex; brush border membrane
Molecular function (GO): G-protein beta/gamma-subunit complex binding; D5 dopamine receptor binding; GTPase activity
Source: RefSeq, a predicted model, not a curated record